This is a messenger RNA of Periophthalmus magnuspinnatus, 2226 nucleotides long. RefSeq names its product protein Wnt-7a (gene wnt7ab). The transcript is spliced from 5 exons. NCBI's taxonomy places the organism in Eukaryota, Metazoa, Chordata, Actinopteri, Gobiiformes, Gobiidae. The record is from RefSeq and is a predicted model, not a curated record. Gene Ontology annotation, cellular component: extracellular region. Gene Ontology annotation, biological process: cell fate commitment; canonical Wnt signaling pathway; multicellular organism development. The coding region runs from base 258 to 1310 and encodes 350 amino acids. Gene Ontology annotation, molecular function: frizzled binding; cytokine activity.
AGGCGAGAGCUGCGGGUAACAGAGGAACAAGGAGACAGACACGAGCCCCGGGGUACACCUGUGUCACCCUCGCGAUGACAAGAAGGCCCUCAGGACGGGGGCCGCUCACACGGGACGCGCAGUCUGGACGAUACACUGAAAAGCAAACUUCCACCGCGCCUAUGUGAGUUUGGAUUUGCCUGUUCCGUGGACUUACCUGAGCUGGAAUCGAUCGGAGAAUAAAGAGUUACUCAUCAGCUCGACAGAACGGGGCCGCGAUGAGUCGGAAAACGCGACGUUGGAUUUUAAGAGUUUUACUGUGUCUGGGGAUUGUUUAUUUGAAAAUUGGCGGUUUCUCGUCGGUGGUGGCCCUAGGUGCGAGUAUAAUCUGUAACAAGAUCCCCGGUUUGGCCCCGAGACAGCGCACAAUCUGCCAGAGUCGCCCCGAUGCCAUUAUCGUCAUCGGAGAGGGAGUCCAAAUGGGCAUCAACGAGUGUCAGUUUCAGUUCAAAAACGGCCGCUGGAACUGUUCUGCGCUCGGGGAGAGGACUGUCUUCGGAAAAGAGUUGAAAGUGGGUAGUAAAGAGGCCGCCUUCACCUACGCCAUCAUCGCCGCAGGAGUGGCUCACGCCCUCACCGCCGCCUGCACACAGGGGAAUCUGAGCGACUGCAGCUGUGAUAAGGAGAAGCAGGGUUUCUACAGUAAAGACCAGGGCUGGAAGUGGGGGGGCUGCUCCGCCGACGUCAGCUACGGCCUCGGCUUCUCCAGAGUCUUCAUCGACGCCCGAGAGGUCAAACAGAACGCCAGGACGCUCAUGAACCUGCACAACAACGAGGUCGGGAGAAAGAUCCUGGAGAAGAACAUGCGGCUGGAAUGCAAGUGUCACGGCGUCUCGGGCUCGUGCACCACCAAAACCUGCUGGACCACCCUCCCCAAGUUCCGCCAGCUCGGCUACAUUCUCAAGGAGAAGUAUGCCCACGCCGUGCACGUGGAGCCGGUCAAAGCCAGCCGACACAAGCGCCCCAAAUUCCUCAAGAUCAAAAAACCCUACUCCUACCGCAAACCCAUGGAUACGGACCUGGUUUACAUAGACAAAUCUCCAAACUACUGCGAAGCCGAUCCGGUGACGGGGAGUUUGGGAACGCAGGGGAGGGUGUGCAACAAGACUAUGAUCCAGCACAUCAGCGGGUGCGAUUUGAUGUGCUGCGGGCGCGGGUACAACACUCACCAGUAUUCACGGGUCUGGCAAUGCAACUGCAAGUUUUUGUGGUGCUGUUACGUCAAGUGCAACACGUGCAGCGAGAGGACAGAGGUGUACACGUGCAAGUGAGGAAUAUUUAUUGGGGGAAAAUAAAUAAACGAGCAAACGGAUACGCGGGCAUUCGGAGAUGAUCGGAAGAUGUUUGUUUUUUUGUCGGUGUCGGUUGUCGGUGGCGCGGUGCUGAGCUGUUGAACUUUUGGAUCUUUUUGCACAUCUUCUCGGACAUUCCCGGACUGGGUUGGAGCGUUAACGUGGAGCAGUCGACCGCGAUGCAAGUCACUGAAGUGUCAUAUGUAAAGCUAUAGGGACAAACCUUAUAUUAAUAUGCCAUUUCAAAUUCCCGGAUUGAUGCUGUGGUCACGUUCCAUGCACAAAUGGCAUAAGCUGGAAUAUUUAACAAGACUGUAUUUAGGAAAUUAAUAAUGUUAAUUUAUUCUGUAAAUGAACUACUGACUUGGAUGACUACUACUAAAACGCUGGGAGAUUUCUAGCUUAUUUAAACGUUUAAAGUCCACACACUGGAUUAAUACCGUGCUGUAGAAAGAUGUCGGAAAACGGCUAAGCGUCCUGACCCCUUCUGCCCCCUUUUGAUCCCAUCAUGAGUUUGUUUUGCCACUGUUUGCUGCUAGUCCAGAGGAUCCCAGAGGCUGUCCGCUCUGCUGACCGCCUUCAAUGGCAUUGCUCACUUUCAACUGAUUUAGCUUAACACUGGACUUCACUGAUCAAACGCCAGCACACUUACCACUUUUGGUAAAUAAUAGUUUAUAGAGUAUAUUUUGUUAAAGGCUAUUUUUAUAUGAAAGUUUUAUUUAUGUUUUUUUUUUUUUUUUGCAUAUUCCCUGUACAAAUGUCGGAUUUUAAUCUUCGUGACAAAGCUAAUAUUUGUGUAUUUUGGCCCCUGUUGUCUUGCCAUAGAUGUACAUUGUAAAACUGUGUUCAAAAUGUGCUGCCUUCCAUGACUACUGAAUACAGAAAAUAAUUAACG